CGACCUGCUUCUCUCGGUCUCUCCCCAUUUCCAUCGUAACAUUUCUCUUUCUCUCUCUCUCCCCAACGACCCUCGACAAAGCUCGGAGCCAUGGCUACUCUAGCGGCGGCUGCAGCUCGUCAAGCCGCGACUCUAACCCGGCUCUCCUCUCCCAAAACAUCGGCUCAAGCCGCCAGUCUCAUUCACCGGCGCGGCCUUGCCGGUGCCGCUGAUCACCAUGGUCCACCAAGGAUUAAUUUUUGGCAAGACCCAAUGAGCCCAUCUAAGUGGAAGGAAGAGCAUUUUGUAAUUGUCUCUCUGUCAGGCUGGGGCCUACUGAUCUUUGGGAGCUACAAAUUCUUUACAAAGGGCAAGGGCAAGAAGGAAGAGAAUCUGGUUGAAGCAUCACACUGAGGUUUGGAGCUUUUAACCACAGAAUUUUCCUUGUAAUAAGUUGUGGGCUUGGAUUUCACAUAUUUUGGUGUAUCAUUUUGUUGGUUGAGAAACAAUUCUGUUGGCUAGUUAUGAUCAAUCCAUGGAGAAUAAUCCUGUGAUAAAAGUUGGAGGUUAAUUGCUUUUGCUGGAAGACAACCAGCCCUUUUUCA
Molecule: messenger RNA, 584 nt
Organism: Alnus glutinosa
Lineage: Eukaryota; Viridiplantae; Streptophyta; Magnoliopsida; Fagales; Betulaceae
Exons: 4
Coding region: 91-393 (100 amino acids)
Source: RefSeq, a predicted model, not a curated record